CGGUUAUUCCUCGGGGCUCAGCGAAAGGAAAACAAACAACGUCACGUGUCUGAGUCGCGGGCGAAACGUCAUCUCUAAGCGACAUCUUCAGCGUUCCAAGCAUGGCUGGUACUGAUACAGAAAAGAAGCCGGUUUUGGAGAUGGUCCAAGCGGAUGGCGCCGACGAAGGCUGCGUGACGUUCGUCCUGCAUGAGGAGGACCACACACUGGGCAAUUCGCUCCGAUACAUGAUCACGAAGAAUCCUGAGGUGGAGUUCUGUGGCUACAGCAUUACACACCCAUCCGAGAGCAAGAUCAACUUCCGCAUUCAGACACGAGGAGGUCUCCCAGCAACCGAACCUCUGCGCAAGGGCUUGAACGAGCUCACCGAUGUCUGUAAACAUGUCCUGCACACAUUUGAGGCACAAGUGAAAGACUUCAGAGAACAGCAAGGCGAGGCCAUGGAAUAAUCCAGACCAAAAGGAUUGUCAUGUGAGCUAUACAUGACGCUGGACUGAUAUUUGCAGAAAGCCAGAGAAACCACUCGGAUGUUUGUCAACAAACUAUUUUGUACAGCUAAAACCUUUUUCUUUUCUUUUUUUUUAAAUAAAAAUCUUUUUCUCCAUAAA
Ictalurus punctatus (channel catfish) is the source of this 608-nucleotide messenger RNA. RefSeq names its product RNA polymerase I and III subunit D (gene polr1d). The coding region runs from base 102 to 449 and encodes 115 amino acids. Gene Ontology annotation, biological process: DNA-templated transcription. The transcript has 5 exons. The record is from RefSeq and is a predicted model, not a curated record. Gene Ontology annotation, cellular component: RNA polymerase III complex; RNA polymerase I complex. Gene Ontology annotation, molecular function: DNA-directed RNA polymerase activity; protein dimerization activity; DNA binding. Lineage: Eukaryota; Metazoa; Chordata; Actinopteri; Siluriformes; Ictaluridae.